Molecule: messenger RNA, 665 nt
Organism: Momordica charantia (bitter melon)
Lineage: Eukaryota; Viridiplantae; Streptophyta; Magnoliopsida; Cucurbitales; Cucurbitaceae
Product: transcription factor
Cellular component (GO): EKC/KEOPS complex
Source: RefSeq, a predicted model, not a curated record
UUAAUUACAAAAGAACCUUGAAAAUGGCCGCGCCUCUAAUGUUAGGUUAUUUGAGAGAAAAAUCUGGUGUUUCUUCCCCUACAACUGAAGCAAUGGCUCCGACAGCUUCCGUCGCUUCAGAUGGCGAGGCUAAAUGGGAAUUCAGAUGUGACUUUGAAGUCGAUUAUGAGUCUGAGAAGAAAGCAUCGAUUGUCUAUAAUGCUCUAGCUGUCGAUAAAGAGUUGCAGCCAGACAAGGUGAAAAGGGAGAUGGCAGUUUCUGAUGGAAAACUUUCAGUACACUUUGAAGCAGUGGAAGCAAGAUUUCUGCGUGCAUCAUUCAGUGCUUUUGUAGAUGUGCUUACUCUUGCCACAAAAACAAUCGAGGAUUUCGGACAAGGAUUGGACUUGUGAUAGCAUAGCAGCUCUACUAUAUUCCUCAAAGAUCUAGAGUGUCAUAAUUUGCUUAGUGUAGCUGUGAUUUUAAUCAACAGCUAAUCUGUAAUUGUGUUAUUAUGAUUUGCAGUUUAACAAGUAUGAAGAUCUUCACUCUCCCAGUUGCUUAAUUGUCCAGGUUUUCCAUUAAUUCUAACAUGUUGAGGUCUAACAAGAUUACCGGACUCAUGUCGUACCAUAUCACUCCUUAUAUUUAGCCACAUUGUUUUGUGAUAUGUUAUUUUCGGACAA